CCGGACUGAGGAGGUGCUCCUUCAGCCCUGGAUGAAGGAGGCGGUCACUAAUUGGCAGGAGUGAGGAACCCCCCCCCCUCCCCAAAAGGGCAGCUUCUCUCCAGCCGUGCUGCCGAGCUAGAGGAGCACUAUUCAGCCACCAGCCUGAGCGAGGGAUCGACAGUGGGAGGGAGCAGUGGUCCGGGGAGAUGGACACCAGUGUAUGUGCUCUGGAGCUCCUGGGGGCCUUCUUCUCUGUGGUGGCCUGGGUCUGCUCGCUGGCCACCACCAUUACCCCUCGCUGGAUGACGCUGUCUACAGACCUGCUGCCUACGGAGGUCUAUGAGCUGGGGCUGUGGGAGACCUGCGUGGUGCAGGAGCCGGGUAGCAUGGAGUGCCGUCCGUAUGACAGCCUGCUGGGACUUCCCCCGGACAUCAAGCUGGCCCGCAUCCUGAUGUGCGUUGCCGUGGCGACCGGGCUCCUCGGGGUGCUGAUGUCCAUCCCCGGGCUGCGUCUGGUCAACAGUUGCCAGGGCGAGGAGGAGCACAGGGCCAAGCGGGCCUUCAAGCUGCUGGGCGGCGCCUUCUGUGCCCUGGCCGGCGUGGCGGUCCUCAUCCCCGUCUCCUACGUGGCCCAUCUGACGGUGCUGCGCUUCUUCGACGAGUCGGUGCCAGAAGUGGUGCCGCGCUGGGAGUUUGGCGACGCCCUCUUCUGCGGCUGGGCGGCCGGCUUCCUCCACAUGGUGGCCGCGGUUCUGCUGGUCGCCUCCUGCCUGUACGCGCCGGGGAGGUCCCGCACGGUGGCGGCCCGGUGGACACGAGCAUCCUGCGCCAUAGACCGCACUGGGAAAAGGUCAGAGUACGUGUGAGCGCCCACCCCCCAGCGCCAACGCCCCGCUGAGCCCUAAAUCACACAGCACCCACUCUUCCUCACCGAAGUGUAAAGCUACCAUUUUCCUCAUGAUCUGCAACAUGUUUAUUUAACUACAAUCGUCUGGUGUCGUACACGGGGUGAGUCAUGAGUAAGCAGCCCCCUGGGCCGGCGUGAGAUGCAUCCCAAGAUGCACUUGUAUUUUUUAAAAACACUUCUUUCUCAAGCAGUGAUGAAGGAUUUGCUGUUGCUCUCUCUAGAAUUUUUCCCCUUUUAUUUCAAUCCCCAAUUUUUCUGACUUUCACAAUGAAUGACUUUCUAUUUGACAAUUGAUCUGAUUUACUUAAAUCCAUCGGAAGAACAGAAGAAAAUGUUUCAGAAACUAGUGGCGUCUUCUAGGGGGCCUGUGAGACUGAUGGAGAGGGUGAAUCAGCACUGACCAAAGCACCAGAGAGGGUGGGGGCUGAAAAUAAGGGAAAAUGCAGAUGAUUUAAAAUAAAUUAUAUUAAUUCUAUCUUAUUAAAAUUUUGCAAAUGUUAAAUAUAUGUAUGUGUGUGUAUAUACAUGAACACACAUAGUGCAAUAUCAGAGUGAUUAUAUUUUAGCAAGAGACGUGAUCUUACCUAAUCAGCAAAUAUCUAUAGUUAGAUUAACACUUAUGGAAAAUGUUCUCCAUUUUUCUUGUAGUGGUCUGUACUUGUGGAAUAAAAUCCCACAUAUUCAAAUGGAAAGAAUGUAAAAUUAUUGUGAUUUUAUGUAUAAAAGGGCAAAUAGGCCUAUAUAAAGGGUUUUAUGGAAAAUGGUUA
This is a messenger RNA of Paramormyrops kingsleyae, 1656 nucleotides long. RefSeq names its product putative claudin-24. Lineage: Eukaryota; Metazoa; Chordata; Actinopteri; Osteoglossiformes; Mormyridae. Gene Ontology annotation, cellular component: bicellular tight junction; membrane. Gene Ontology annotation, molecular function: structural molecule activity. The record is from RefSeq and is a predicted model, not a curated record.